GAGAGAGAGAGAGAGACAGAGAAAGAGACAUGAAAUCAUCAUAGUUGAAACCGCAGAAGCUCUGAUCGAAACUCAUUGCAGAUUUGAAGUGAAACAUUUGAGAAAGCUGCUCAAUUUGGUUUCCCGAUCCAAGAAGGCGAAGGUGGUCGGGAUUUGUUUCAGGGUUGGUUGAUUCUUCUUCGGAAUUGGAUUGAGGGGAGAUGGCAGAGGAGACAUUAACAAAGAAUAACGACACUAGUGCUUCAGAUCAUAGAACUCCAAAUGUUGUGUUGGAUAUUGAGAGCCUAGCACAAUCCUCAGAUUUCUGCUCAGGAAGCCCCAAAAUGACUAGGGCACUCUCGCGGAAAUGGUCUUAUCGAGCAGAGAGAUCAAUUAGUACCGAUCAGGGGGAAGACGCAGAUCAUGAACCAACAAAGAAACUUCUAGUGAAAGUGAAUUCUCAGUUGGAGCCCUUGAAGCAGUCAUUGAUCACCUCAAAAUCAUUGCCGUCAAACUCAACUACUCUAAUGGGCACUAAUCUGCUGGACACAGGAGACGGACGGAGCAAGAGGUUCAAUCGCUUGAUGACCAUUAACCCUCGGAAGAUCCUUCUCAUAUUUGCAACCAUGUCUAGUAUGGGAACAUUAGUAUUGAUAUACUUCACCCUCGCCAUUAACCGAACAGUUUGAAAGACGCAUUGUUUGAUGGAGCAUACAAGAUAUGAAAUGUAUUCUCCACGUAAUUUUGUGCCGUACUCUUUCUGGUAGCUGUGCUGGGGAUAACAACCAUUAACUCCAUCUAUGAUUGAUGAUCCGUCCUGCAGUAGUCAUGUUUCUAACGGUUGAUCUCUCUCGGUCAGUUAACAUCAGAUGAUCAUGAUAUCAGUGCUGUUAGUGUCACUGCCACCCUUAUCAAAAUGCGGAUCAGUCCGGCGUUUCCGGCUCACCAAGUUUUUCAUUUGGUGCUUGCAGAUGCAAUUGGUUCGGUACAUACCAUCAUCUCCCGCAACUAGAUAUUAAUGUGCAUGUAUUGCUCCAGAGCUACCUAGCUAGCUAGUUGAUUUUGUUGUAUGAGACGCUUGUUUACUUUUAGUUUCUUAAUUUGUACGAGUGCUUGUUUCCCAAGCAGGGGGUAUGCAAGUCUCGGUCUCAAUAUCUCAUUCAAGGUAUUGCAUACAUGCAUCUGAAACCAUUCCAAGUCUGCAAUA
Messenger RNA from Argentina anserina (silverweed cinquefoil), 1186 nucleotides. RefSeq lists its product as uncharacterized. NCBI's taxonomy places the organism in Eukaryota, Viridiplantae, Streptophyta, Magnoliopsida, Rosales, Rosaceae. The coding region runs from base 201 to 668 and encodes 155 amino acids. The record is from RefSeq and is a predicted model, not a curated record. The transcript has 5 exons.